This is a messenger RNA of Penicillium argentinense, 1524 nucleotides long. RefSeq lists its product as uncharacterized. Gene Ontology annotation, biological process: amino acid transmembrane transport. Gene Ontology annotation, cellular component: fungal-type vacuole membrane. The transcript has 5 exons. The record is from RefSeq and is a predicted model, not a curated record. Gene Ontology annotation, molecular function: L-serine transmembrane transporter activity; L-histidine transmembrane transporter activity; L-tyrosine transmembrane transporter activity. Bases 1 to 1524 code for a protein of 507 amino acids. Lineage: Eukaryota; Fungi; Ascomycota; Eurotiomycetes; Eurotiales; Aspergillaceae.
AUGGAGGAGGAGGAGGCGGCAGCGGGCGUCGGCCCUUCUGGUGUGCCUCAGAGCGCACUGCGACGACGUGCCCACCGAAGCAAGCGAGUUUCCGGCGCCACGGGAGAGGCCAGUUGGGCCAGCAGUGUCAUCAAUUUGGUCAAUACGAUCAUCGGUGCCGGUGUUCUGGCCAUGCCACUUGCGAUUUCACACAUGGGAAUUCUCCUGGGGACAUGCGUGAUCUUAUGGUCUGGGGUUACAGCGGGUUUCGGACUCUAUCUUCAAUCGCGAUGCGCCCAAUACCUCGAUCGGGGAGGCGCUUCCUUCUUUGCCCUCUCGCAAUUGACUUACCCUAACGCGGCGGUGGUUUUUGAUGCCGCGAUUGCCAUCAAAUGUUUCGGAGUUGGCGUGAGCUAUCUGAUUAUCAUCGGUGACCUGAUGCCGGGCGUCGUCCAGGGCUUCGUUGGGGGCGACCCCUCGUAUGACUUUCUGGUGGAUCGUCACUUCUGGGUGACUGCUUUCAUGUUGAUUGUGAUCCCCCUCUCUUACCUUCGACGGCUCGAUUCGUUAAAAUAUACCAGCAUCGCGGCUUUGGUUUCAAUGGCGUAUUUGGUUGUCUUGGUCGUUUAUCACUUCGUCAAGGGUGACACAAUGGCGGAUCGUGGUCCAAUUCGUGUGAUCCACUGGGCUGGUCCCCUUCCUACCUUGAGCAGUUUCCCCGUGAUUGUGUUCGCGUUUACCUGCCACCAAAACAUGUUCUCUAUUCUCAACGAGAUCAAGAAUAAUAGCCACUUCCGAACAACCAGCGUCGUCUUCGCUAGCAUUGGCAGUGCAGCGGCAACCUACAUUCUUGUCGCCAUCACCGGCUAUCUUUCGUUCGGCAAUAGUGUUGCCGGUAAUAUCGUCGGCAUGUACCCACCAGGUGUUGCAGCAACAAUCGGCCGUGCUGCAAUUGUCAUGCUCGUCGUCUUCUCUUACCCGCUUCAAUGCCACCCCUGCCGGGCUUCGCUGGACGCGGUUAUGAAGUGGCGCCCCAAAUCCAUGCCCAGCUCGAAUGAGGGCUCGCCCCAUCGGCAUCCUCUGCUGGGUCCGCGCGGUACCCGGACCCCCGAGCCGAUGAGUGACCUGCGCUUCUCAAUCAUCACCACUACCAUUCUUAUCCUUAGCUACCUUGUCGCCAUGACAGUAUCCUCUCUGGAGGCAGUGCUGGCUUAUGUUGGCAGUACUGGUAGCACGAGUAUCAGUUUCAUUCUGCCGGGUCUUUUCUACUACAAGAUCUCCUCUCCUGACUCUCCCGCCCACCGCGGUCUUCUCAAGGAAGAUGAUGAGGCGAAUGACGAUCUGUCGGAUGAUGAAGGUUACGACGGCGAUGACGGUGAAGGUUCUUUGACCCAAUCACUGACAGGCAGUGGCUUCCUGCCUCGACCUACCCGACACUGGCGCAAAACAUUGCUGCGACGCCUGAGCUUGGGCCUAGCAUGCUACGGAGUGGUGGUCAUGGUUGUGUGUCUCAUCACCAAUACGUUCUUAAUCGCCUCACAUUGA